AUGCGCUUGAAAAGAAAUGAAAAGCAGUGGUUGUCUAUGCGAGAUUGCGAACUUUGGAAAUUAGAUGAAAACCAACAUAAAGUUUUGCCUGCCCUCAUGUUGAGUUAUCAUCACCUGCCAUCUCAUCUUAGAGAAUGCUUUGCAUUCUGCUCAAUAUUUCCAAAAGAUUAUGAAUUCAAGAAGCAGAAGUUAAUUCAUCUGUGGAUGGCAUCAGGCUUACUUCUGCAAGAUGGAAGCAGGCGACCAGAAGACAUUGGUGAUGAAUACUUCGGCGAUUUGUUGUGGUUGUCUUUCUUUCAAGAAGUAGAGAUUUGUGAUGGCAGCGGCUUAGUUGAAUACAAAAUGAAUGAUGUUAUACAUGAUCUUGCACGAUAUGUAGCAGGAAAUGAAUCCAUGAUGCUUGAACAUAGUGCAGCACAAAUUCGCCAUGCAUCUGUUGUUUACAAAUAUAGGGCGAUUGGAAUGCCAAAAGAACUAUUUGAAGCAAAACAUUUACGAACUCUCUUAUUGAUUGGAGAAUCCGGCUUGUUAAAUGACAAAAGUAAAAUGUUUUCAAGUUUUGGAUACUUGCGUGCGCUAGACCUAAGCAGUUGUGGUGUUUCUCAUUUGCCAGAAUCAUUGGGUGGUUUGAUAUGUUUGAGGUAUCUUGACCUCUCUUACACACCUAUCACCAAGUUACCUCACAGCACAAGGAAUCUAUGCUAUUUGCAGACUUUGAAUCUAUUUGGUUGUCAGAAUCUUAAACGGCUGCCAAGCUUGGAAAUGAUGACCAGCCUAAGACAUCUCAAUCUAGUUGGAUGUGUAAGUUUGGCUUUUAUGCCUCAUGAGAUUCGAAGUUUGCGACAACUUCAGACAUUGCCAUUGUUUGUCAUCAACAGGGUUCCUGGGGCCCUUAAUACGCUGGAAGGUUUGAAUCUUUGUGGCAAGUUGAAUAUUACCCGUUUGCAGAACGCAAGAUAUGCAGCGGAAGCACAAUCAGCUGGGUUGAAGUCGAAGGAAAAUCUUGAGUCUUUAGGAUUAUAUUGGGGAUUAGAUUGCGGAUUUGGAGAUGUCUACGAAUCGUUUGGGAAGCCUAAAGCCCGGCCUAAUGAAAUUAACGAUUAUAUUGCCUUACAAUCUCAGGCACCCCCACAACAGCCUGAUCCUGUGGAAGAAAUUCUUGAAGGGCUGCAGCCACACAAAAAUCUGAAAAAGCUAGUUAUAAAUGGGUACCCAGGAAUCAAAUUUCCUCAUUGGGCUCUCCCAAAUCUUACUUCCGUUGAUUUCACCAACUGUAAAAGUUGUGAACAUCUUCCAGCCCUUGGGAAUUUUCUACUACUUAAAACACUUUCUCUGCAUGGAAUGCAUGGCGUGAGGAGCAUCGGUACAGAGUUCUAUGGUGACGGUACGGACAUAUGGUUUCCAUCCCUCGAAGAACUAUCAAUUAGUGAUUUUUCAAACUUGGAAGAGUGGUCAACUGCAAAUGAUGCAAAUGCAUUCCCCAGAUUGAAGAAAUUAACUUUGAAAGGUUGUCCAAGGUUAGCACAUAUACCGUUAUGUCAGUCCCUUCAACAUUUGGAGCUACGGGACUGUAAUCCAACGAUGAUGUCCAUAGCAAAUUUAAGUUUGCUUUCUGUGCUUGUUCUAGAAAAAAUUCAAGGCCUGGUCUCUCUGCCGGAAGGGCUCUUUGCAUCACCUUAUCUGUCUUGUUUACAGAUAUUGUCUCUCCCCAAGCUCGGUUCACUGCCUUCGGAGAUUGGAAACCUCGCUACUCUGAAAUCAUUGACAAUUCGUUGGUGUGAUGAGUUAUCCUCUCUGCCACAGAGUUUAAAGAACCUCAAAACUCUGGAGUCACUGGAGAUUAGUGACUGUCACAGUCUACUAACCAUGCCAGAUGGUGGAAUUGCAGGAUUAAGUUCCCUUCGAACUUUGUCCAUUGAGAAUUGUAGCCAUCUGACUUCUUUGUCAUCCAGUUUAGAACGUCUUACAUUCCUCGAGCACUUGACGUUUAUGUAUUGUCCAAACCUUGGUUCUUUUCUAGAGGGUGUGCAACACCUCUCCUCACUUCGAAGCUUCACUAUCUUGAACUGUCCUAUGUUUGAUUCUCUACCAAGUGGGUUACAAAAUAGCCGGACGCUACACUGCUUGGAAAUUAGUAGCUGCCCCAAGCUAGAUGCUUUGCCAGAUUGGUUGGAGAAUCUUGCUUCGCUCAGAUCUCUGACCAUAUCUGAUUGUCCUAAUUCAAGAGUAUUGCCAUCAGGUCUGAAGUCUCUCACUAAACUCCAGCACCUCUCUAUUCAAGAAUGUCCUGAGCUUGAGGAAAGGUGCAAACAAGGUAGUGGUGAGGAUUGGUUGAAAAUAGCCCAUGUCCCAUAUAGGUACAUUGGACCAUCCAGCGAGGCAAGCACAUCGAGCAACUCUUAG
This is a messenger RNA of Prunus armeniaca (apricot), 2403 nucleotides long. NCBI's taxonomy places the organism in Eukaryota, Viridiplantae, Streptophyta, Magnoliopsida, Rosales, Rosaceae. The record is from the annotation of a GenBank genome assembly.